GGAGUCGGAGGCAGCCGUGCUCGCUGAAGCUGCUACGAGCGAGGGAGGGAGGCUUCUCAACCGUAGCUUCAGCUGCGCUUGCUUUUGUUUACGGAAUCGGGAAGAGAGUCGGACCUCGCAGUGGACUCAGCAAUGACGAAUGCGAGUCGAAAGGAUCGUCGAAUUUCACAAAUUGGUAACUGACCGUCAUCGAGCGUGGACCUCGUCGUUGGCAAACGUAUGUGACAUUGUUUCUGAAAUCGUUUAGUCAAUCAUGAGGAGGCGACCAGGCAUAGCAGGAUUGCAAACAGCUGCAACCAACAGGAACCAGUUUAGGACUCUCGGAGAAGAUGUUGCCAAAGCACGAACCGAAUCGAUGAAGGAGCAGUUGUCUGUUUUCAGAACGCAGCUCGAGGACUUUGCUCGGAAGCAUAAGAAUGACAUUAAAAAAAGUCCAGCAUUUAGAGCACAAUUCCACGCCAUGUGCCAAAAGAUUGGAGUUGAUCCUCUCGCUUCAAAUAAGGGGUUCUGGGCUGAACUCCUCGGAAUCGGUGAUUUCUACUAUGAGUUAGGUGUUCAAAUUGUGGACAUCUGUCUUGCUACCCGGUCUCACAACGGAGGCUUGAUCGACCUCGAAGAGCUUCGGGCACUUCUUACCAAAAGACGGAGAGCCUCUCGAGAACGAAUAACAGAGGAUGACUGUUCCCGGGCUAUCAGCAAAUUGAAAGCACUGGGAGGUGGCUUUGAAGUCUUCACUGUGGGAAACAGAAGACUGGUUCGCUCAGUUCCCACUGAGCUGAACAGAGAUCAUAAUCAAAUCAUUGAAGCUGCACAGAUUCAAGGCUAUGUUACGGCAGAAGAUUUAGUUUCAAGGUUUUCUUGGCAAAUGGGGAGAGUCAUCGAUGCCCUUGAAACGUUGAUGAAGGAAGGCUUGGUUAUGGUAGAUGAUGGUCAUGCAGAUGGCAAAAGACGCUACUGGUUCCCGUGUGUAAGUACAGUGGAUGUGGAUUUGGAUGACUCUGCGGGUAAUACAACAUGAAGUACUUACAAAACCAAGCAUCUUCCAUCACCUAAUAAACAACUGACUUGUUAGAUUGCGCUUAUAUUUCUGUACGCAUCAUCCCUUGCAAGAUUCCUUAGUUGGAAUGGAAGGGAGCUACCUUGUCAUCACUUUGUGGAUACCAAUGCGCCAAAAAGUUUGUUGGCGUCCAGUGUGUCAUGUUGUGUCCUGAGUCGAUUGCGAGCAUCAAAGAAGAGCAAGAAUGUAGCUCUGCUCCACAAAACUUCUGACCUUGGAUCAGGUGUGCGAACAACACGCCUGCAGAAAUCGUGAUUUUCAGUGAGUUAUUUGGCGUUCAAGUACUUUCGAGACCAACGUCAGUGCCUGCCCGCAGUUUUUCAGCAGAGUGAAUGUACUUUACGAUAUACGGAUUGU
This is a messenger RNA of Marchantia polymorpha subsp. ruderalis, 1414 nucleotides long. The record is from the annotation of a GenBank genome assembly. Lineage: Eukaryota; Viridiplantae; Streptophyta; Marchantiopsida; Marchantiales; Marchantiaceae.